Molecule: messenger RNA, 2460 nt
Organism: Hibiscus syriacus
Lineage: Eukaryota; Viridiplantae; Streptophyta; Magnoliopsida; Malvales; Malvaceae
Product: CDPK-related kinase 1-like
Biological process (GO): protein autophosphorylation; peptidyl-serine phosphorylation; intracellular signal transduction
Cellular component (GO): nucleus; cytoplasm
Molecular function (GO): calcium ion binding; ATP binding; calcium/calmodulin-dependent protein kinase activity
Source: RefSeq, a predicted model, not a curated record
UCUUUACCUUACUUUUUUUGUUAUCCUUUUUAGUUUCUGUUGGUCUCUCUCUCUCUCUUUUUAUUUUUGGCUCUUAUUCUUUCCUUGUUCAUGGGGUAAUUGUUUUUCUUUUGUCUUGUGGUGGUGUUCCUUCUUUACUCUUUCGUUCUUUUCUUCAACAAACUGAAAUUCUGCUUCUUUCUUUCGUUCUAUCUGGCAUUGUUUUUGUGUGAUCAGUAAAGUUGAAUUGCUUUUCUCCUUGUAGUUCCUUCCUGGGCAAUCUUUACUUUUUUUGCCUUGGAAUUUUCUUGGAGCUUGUUUCUUCUGAAACAUUUUUACUAUGCUUGAUCUUUCCUUUGAUCAAACUGUGAAGUUAUAGUGUUUUUCACCUCAAGAACAUACCCAUAUCAACCCAUUUUCUCUUCACUUUUUCACUUUUUCACUUUUUCCUAGUUUCCCCCCCUUGAUCAGAGAACCUUUUUAUUAUUGAUAUUGUGUUUUGGGGGGGACUGUUUCCAAUAAUGGGACUUUGCCAUGGAAAACCCAUUGAAAACCAACAAAAGCAAUCAAGGGACAUCUCAAUCCCAGGUGAAACCGAUGCACCACAAAACUCCCACUCCACCAAGUCAUCAAAUUUACCAUUUUACAGUCCUAGUCCAUUGCCAAGCCUCUUCAAGACAUCUCCAGCUAUACCCAGCACAUCUCCAGCUAUACCCAGCGUGAAUUCCACUCCUCUCCGCUUCUUCAAACGUCCAUUCCCUCCCCCUUCUCCUGCAAAGCAUAUCAGGUCAUUGCUGGCAAGAAGGCAUGGCUCAAUUAAGCCUAACGAGGCCUCAAUCCCUGAAGGAAAUGUUGAGGUUGGUUUGGAUAAGAGUUUUGGGUUCUCAAAGCAUUUUACGUCUCAUUAUGAGCUUGGUGAGGAAGUGGGGCGUGGACAUUUUGGAUAUACUUGCUCCGCUAAGGUCAAGAAAGGAAGCCUCAAAGGCCAUGACGUGGCUGUUAAAGUUAUUCCAAAGUCCAAGAUGACCACUGCAAUUGCCAUAGAGGAUGUAAGACGAGAGGUGAAGAUACUACGAGCUUUAGCUGGCCAUAAGAACUUGGUUCAGUUCUAUGAUGCUUAUGAAGAAGAUGACAAUGUUUACAUUGUGAUGGAAUUGUGCAAGGGUGGAGAACUGCUAGAUAGAAUACUUUCAAGGGGCGGAAAAUACCCGGAAGAAGAUGCCAAGGCUGUGAUGCUUCAGAUUUUAAGUGUUGUGGCCUUUUGUCAUCUCCAAGGUGUAGUUCACCGUGACCUCAAGCCUGAGAAUUUUCUUUUCACUACUAAAGAUGAGAGUUCUCCUCUGAAGGCAAUUGAUUUUGGACUUUCAGACUAUGUGAAGCCAGAUGAAAGAUUGAACGACAUCGUAGGAAGUGCAUAUUAUGUCGCACCCGAAGUACUACAUAGAUCAUAUGGGACUGAGGCAGACAUGUGGAGUAUCGGAGUAAUUGCCUAUAUACUUCUUUGUGGAAGUCGACCAUUUUGGGCUCGAACAGAAUCUGGCAUCUUUCGAGCUGUCCUUAAAGCUGAUCCAAGCUUUGAUGAAGCUCCUUGGCCUUCUGUAUCCCCUGAAGCAAUAGAUUUUGUAAAGAGAUUGUUGAACAAAGACUACCGUAAGAGACUAACUGCUGUGCAGGCUCUGAGUCAUCCGUGGCUGGCAAAUUGCCAUGAUGUAAAGAUACCAUCAGAUAUGAUAGUGUGCAGGCUUGUUAAAGCUUAUAUAGGCUCAUCUCCACUGCGAAAAGCAGCAUUGGGGGCACUUGCCAAGACGUUAACUGUUCCACAGCUUGCUUAUCUCCGGGAACAAUUCACUUUAUUAGGACCUAACAAAAAUGGAUUUAUUUCCAUGCAGAAUUUUAAGACGAUGAUGUUGAAGAAUUCUACUGAUGCUAUGAAAGAUUCACGGGUCCUUGAUUAUGUCAACAUGAUUAGUUCUAUUCAGUAUAGAAAAUUGAACUUUGAUGAAUUUUGUGCCUCUGCGAUAAGUGUGCAUCAGCUAGAAGGAAUGGAAACAUGGGAGCAACAUGCAAGGUGUGCAUAUGAUUUGUUCGAUAAGGAUGGAAACAGGCCCAUUAUGAUAGAGGAACUUGCCUCGGAACUUGGACUUAGCUCAUCAGUACCUGUUCACGUUGUUCUUCAAGACUGGAUUAGGCACUCAGAUGGGAAGCUUAGUUUCUUGGGCUUUGUUAGACUUCUACAUGGAUUAUCUUCUCGCACAUUUCAGAAAUCUUGAGGUUGAAUUGAACUACAUUUUUUGUCUCCCUUACCACUCUUGCGUAGACAAAUGUGUGCUUAAAUCCGAAUCUGAUCGUGCAAAUGGACUGUAAAGUCGAAUCAGAUACUUUGCUUAUGAAGCAAGCACUUCAUAUCUUCUCAUCAUGUCUAGGAUUUCUUUCCUUCCUUCUCAUGUCCUGAAAGCAUUUUCAUUUUCCUCAGUUGUCGUA